This is a messenger RNA of Acaromyces ingoldii, 1740 nucleotides long. RefSeq lists its product as hypothetical. The transcript is spliced from 3 exons. The record is from RefSeq and is a predicted model, not a curated record. The coding region runs from base 84 to 1712 and encodes 542 amino acids. NCBI's taxonomy places the organism in Eukaryota, Fungi, Basidiomycota, Exobasidiomycetes, Exobasidiales, Cryptobasidiaceae.
GCAAAAUCUAAAGAGGGCAGACAGCAGCUGCGAGCUCCACGCAGCAUCCACCAACUAAUUCCAAAGGCAACGUCAAUAGUAGAAUGACGGGGAUCCACCUCGCAGAGGCCGAUCUGUGGGCGGCAACGGUGGGCAACCCCUACGUCGGCAUCCUCUUCGCUUAUCUCGUGUCGAUCAUCGUCCUCGUCACCUUUGUGCUUCGCCGUUCGGUGCGCUUCGACGCUUUCCAGCCAGGCAACAAGGCGCACCUUGCGCUAUGGCGAGUUGCGACGCUCGUCAGCUUCGCAUCCACCUGGUUUUACAUGAUUCGCUACCUCCUCUGGUCCUACGACGCCUUCUUGGAACGCGUCAGGCUCACGGGCGGCCUCGUCACGGCCAUGCCCGAGUGCGUCAUUGGGGGCGAACAGGCCCUCGCUUGCGCCCGACUCCAGGCUACGGCGCUGCUCUUGCGGAUGGGUGACUGGCUGCGAGAUACGAGCCUGUUCAAGGAGGCAUGGCUCUACGUCGUUGCCAACGAGCAGCGGUGGUGGUGGUCUGCAGAAGUGUGCGCCUUCACCGUCGCGCCCUGGGCCCUCUUUCUCUAUGUCGAAGGCAAGCGCAGAUCCAUUCCCCACCUGUGGGCGUACAUGCUCGUCGGUCAGAUGGUGGCCAUCAGCGUGGCUCAGAACCUGUUCCACAUGGCCCUUGCCGCCCGCUCGCUCGAGGUCGACCGCCGCUCAGCUGGACCGGAGGGCUCGCCCUCAAAGGCGUCGCCAAGGGGCAAGAUGGUACCCGCUCGUCUGCUGAGGACCCCGUCGCAGCUGCAGAUGCCUCCUCCCGAGUCGCCGUCCAAGGCCUCACCCUCCAGCACGGCCUCCUCAGCGACGACGACGCUGACAACGACACUGCACACCGUCACCGUCGAGGCACAUCCCAGCAUCGUCUCACGGGCCCUUGUUUCCGCCCUCGCUCUGGCCGGCUGCGCUGCCGUCUGGCUCGUGCCUGACAGCCUCUCGACGCUCCUCGUCAUGCAUUCCUUCCCGCUCCUCAUCGUUGUCCUGCCACCAAUGCUGCGACAGACGGCCCCUUCCAGAUGGGCGAUGCAAGCGACGGCGCCCGCGACGCUCUACUCCAUCUUUGCCAUCUUUGCCCUAGCAUUGCGCAUCAAGGCCACCAUGGCUGUCGCUGGAGGACUUCCCUCGCUUCUCGCCACAUUCGUCUCCCAUCCUGCCCAGAGCUCCAUCUCUUCCGAUGCCGUGUGCAUUACCCUCAGCUCGCCGCUCUUUAUUCUGCUUACUUAUGGACCUUUGCAUCGAACGACGGCCAUCGUCCUCGCUCUUCUGGCGCCCCUCACUGGACCCACCUUUGCCUUUUCGGUCUUCAUGUCUCUCCAGAGCCGCAAAGACGAAGCCAAGGACGAGACGCUGAGACACAUGGCCGUGCUGGCCCAGGAAAAGAGAGGAGAGACGCUCCACCUCGACGAUGAAUUCCGGGUCAAGCAGAAGAUUACGCGGGUGAGCCAUCACAACGAGCCGCAGACGCCCGAAAAGGGCCAAGCAGAAGCAGUCACCGCUGCUGUUGAGGCAGAGGAUGCAGGUUUGCGUUUGCCUUCGAGCCCAGACUCUUUGACUUCUGCCACCGUCUCGGCGACGACCUCGCCUCGUGCUCGCGGACGCGGCCGUGGACGGGGCACCCGUGGCCGCAGUGCUCGCAGCAGCCCACGGCAAGCUUGAAAGGAGCAGAGAUGUCCUUACUUUCUUC